Molecule: messenger RNA, 5538 nt
Organism: Didymodactylos carnosus
Lineage: Eukaryota; Metazoa; Rotifera; Eurotatoria; Philodinida; Philodinidae
Source: the annotation of a GenBank genome assembly
AUGCAAGGUGUUUUAUUAUGUCUUGAUAACAAUCAUGUUAUUGUUGAUGUUUCUAGAACAAUUAAACGUUAUAUGGGUUUUGAUCAAACUGAUGUUAUUGGACUAUCAAUAUUAUUGUUAAUUGAAGAUUCCGAGAGAGAUGUAUUUUUCAAAUUUCUAACCAAUACUCAACAACAAAUCGAUUUAUGUAAUGUUCGAAUGAUGUACGGUUUAACGAAUGAAUAUCGCUAUGUCAAAGUUCAUUGUAAAAAGAAAGCCAGUCCUCACGAUGAUAUUGAAUCGUACGAUCUUCCUCAUUCAUCAACGGGCACAGCUACCGUGUGUACAAUAUUAGUAUUGACACAAAAUGAUGCAUCUUAUAUUGACAUAAAUUUGUUUGAUAUAAAUAAACAGGAAUUUUAUACAAAAAUGAAUUUAAUGGGCGAAAUAACGUUGGAAGAUCAUAGAGGAACACUUAUUACCGGAUAUCUUCCAAAUGAAAUCAUUCGUCAGUCUAUUUUUAAUUUUGUUCAUCAAGAUGAUUUACUCAUUAAACUUCAUGGACUAUGGAGAUGUUUCACUACCGGAUUGAGUAAAUUACAAUGGCGUCUGAAAACAAGAGAUGGAAAUAUUGUUUAUUUACAAACAGAAUACGUACUUGUAUCCGGACAUAGUGAUUCAUCAGAUACAAUUGUUGCAAGAAAUGAAGUUUUAAAUUCAGACGAACGUGCAAAAUUUCUUGAAAAUCAAAAAAAUAUUAAAUUACAAUGUGCAGAAGAAAUGAAAGGCCAUCAUUCAUUUUUCAAGAAAAUACCAAAUGAUCAACACCAGUACAAUAAAAAUGAGACGAACCAUAAUGAACAAUACUUUUGUAAAUUAUCUAUACCAUCUAUAAAUAUGUGUUUUACAACGUCAAAAAACAAGUUGAAUCCUAUACAUGUAAAUGGAAAUAUAUUUCAUCAGAAUAAAACCACUCGACCACUGAAUAUUCAGGAUUAUAUUGACAUACUCAUUGAUAAUGAAAAAUGGAUUGAUAAUGAAUUACAAAGUAUGAUUAAUGAUAUACAAUCAUUAACAGCCAAAUAUCGUCGAAUACAACAACAACAACAACAACAACACACCCACUCAUCAGGCGAAUCACGAUCUUUGCGUGAUACAUCUGAUGUUGAUGAUAAAUCUUCGACAAACCAUAAUGAUGGUGAUACUACUUCUAAAACAUUGCCACAUCAAUUAUUUCUUCUGAGGAAGAACAGUACAAACAAUAGUACUGGCAAUUUUUGUACGAUGUCAGAAGAGCCAAAUUUUCUAUCAUUACUAUUACCAGAGGAUAAUCGAAAAAAACGUGAUACUGAUUCUAUUGUACGCGGUAUUUUGAGUAAUUCGUUAAAUUACAAUCCAGAUAAUAAGCAAUCAGAUUCAUCAACAUCAUCAGCUUUGAUAAAUGAUACAAACCCUCCUCUUCCGGCACAUAUGAAUGAUGAUAAUUCACCUGCGAUACAACAGAUUCCAUGCAAUCCACGAGGACAGAUAGUACCAUCAUUAAAAGAUCAACAACAGAAUGAUCCUAUGAAGCAACAUACUGAAUUUUUAAAAAAAUAUCAUGCAGCUAAAACAAAAUUAGAACUUCAGUUACAAUCAAUUAUUUUACAAGAAAAAGAUUCAAUGAAUAAUGGAUCAAUGACAGAGUUAUCAAAAUCAAAAACUACAACAGUCACCAAACUCCUUCAAUUGGAACAGAUUAAAGCAAAGCAUAUGGCAAAAACAUUUGAGCCACAUCGUCACUCUGGACAAUAUACUAAUAAUCAAGAUAUUUUAAAUACGACGUUUUCAAACUCAAUGGAUGAUACAACACAAUUCGAUCCGUCCAAUAAUCUGUUUUCAAAUUAUCACCAGCAACAGCAGCAGCAACAACAGCAGCAGCAACAACAGCAGCAGCAACAACAGCAGCAGCAACAACAGCAGCAGCAGCAACAGCAACAGCAGCAACAGCAGCAGCAACAGCAGCAGCAACAACAGCAGCAACAGCAACAACAGCAAUCACAAACUUUUAUGUCAAGGCCUCCACAACAAAUGCCGUUCGAUUAUACUCCUCAGAAUCAUUCUAUGUAUCCAAAUCAACAAGGACCACUCUAUCAAUCGUUAUCUCCAUCAUUUCCGAAAUUACUACGUCAAGAACUAACUGAAGAAUUUCUUAAACUAUACGAUAGUCUACCAGAAUGGAAUGGAAUUAAGCUUUCAAACGCCAAAGAGCAAAUUCGUCAAUUACAAGAAUUGUCUGACAUUGAGUUUGAGCAGUAUAACAUUGAACUCGAGAGAAACAACGACAAACUGGCUGACAACAUUGGUAACAUUGCUAAAAUGUCCAACUCAAUGGAUGUUAAUAAUGAAACCAAUGGAAGUCAUAACAGCGCCGAUAACAACAAGUAUAAAUUAAUUCAAAAUGAUAGUUAUCAAGAACAAGAAUAUUAUAAAUCAUCAAACACAUCUUGCAGUAGAUUGCCUGUCAUAGAAAAGAAAAAGCAAGAACAUGAAACGAAAGCAGUAGACGAUUUCGCCCAUUAUGAGGCGUGUACAACUCCAUCAAAAAAUGUUUUACAAUCGUCAUUUCAAAAAAAUCCAUCUAGUUUGAACACUUUAUCAUCGAAAAAUGUUUAUUCAAAUGCAAUGAAUUCAUCCGAUGUGUAUGCUCGUUUUACUUCACCAGUAUCACAGUUUCAACAUGAGAAGGAUGAGACAAAAGGACGAUUAUUUAUCGAUGUUGAGCAAUAUAAAAAGACGAUUUCAUCACCAUUUUAUAAAACACAAGUGCCAUCCGCGUGUCCACCAAUCGAAGCCAGUGAACUCAUUCAGCAGCAGCAACGUGCGGCAAAUCAUGCAACAACGUUUUUGGAUAAAACAGCAAAAAAUAGUUCGAUGAAAAACGCUCAAAAUAGUAGUAGUAAUAAUAAUUCGUCAGCACCAACAUCGCAUCAUAAUGAACAUGAAGAUAAAACGUUCGGCUAUUUUAUACCAUCAUUAAAUACAAUUGAUAAACAGAAAGAACAUUUGUCUACCUUCUCAUUUUCAUCAUCGCAUAAACCACCAUCAAUUGAUGAUAGUGAUGAGCAAGAUGAUGAAGAUAGAAACGAUAAGAUCAAAUUAGAACUAUCUAAUCAAUAUAAGUCCACAAAGUCUUCAAAUAUUGCUUGUUUACACCUAGAUCAAGAUGAGGAAACCGAAGAACAAGAAUUACCAUCACUAAAUGAGAAAAGUCCACUUUUAAAAUUAAAUACUUUAACAGCAACAAAAAAGGCUAAAAUUGAUGAUAAUUCAUACAAUAUAGUAUCAGCUUAUGGUACAAAUCUGUCUUCAUCACAUGAUCUACGACAACAUGCAAAACUAAUUCCAACAACGAGUGGCUAUAAUUCACACGGUUCGUCAACAACAAAAUCGUCAUCAGACAAUAGUGGUAGUACACGUACAGAAUCAGAUAUUGAUGAAAUUCCCAGUGACGAUGAACAUCAUAAUCUAACAAAUAACACUCAUAAACAUUAUCAAUUACCUGAACCAUUGACCAUUGACACUAAUACAGCUCUAGGUCAUACACUAAAUAAAAAAACAACCACAUUUCCCUCUAUUUGUAAUAGAUCAUCGACUGAUUCUAAAGGCAUAACCACGUCGACGUUAGGCACUACGUUGUAUCAGAAUGUCAAAAAUAAAAGUACAUCACUAUAUGUGGACGAUGAUCGAUUCACACCAGGUGAUGGCAGUAAUUACAAUUUGACAAACAGUUCUCAGAGUAAUCAUAAUGAUGAUGAUGGACCUGAUUACUGUUUGUUAACAGUUGACACAACGGCAAAAUCACCUGAUUAUCCUCAAAAUCAUCCAUCAUUGCCUUCUUCCUGGGCUUCGUUUAAUUCAAAUCAAUUUCUAACACAUACUAUUGCUACAACUGCACCAUCAGCUUCAUCAUAUUCGCCUUCCAUUUUAACAAACAGCGGUAAUACAUCCACUUCAACAUCCUCUAGUCAUAGUUUUUUAUUCGAUAGCGGUCAAAAUUCAGCUCGAAAUAAUCGUCUUGGACCAACUCGCACUGCAAAAGGAAAACGUAAACCGAAUCAACAAGAAAACCCAAUCAGAGCUGAGUUAAUUCCUGGACAUCGAGGUGAUCAAGAAAUAGAUAAACUACUUAUGUUUAUUGAUGGUGAUGAUAAUAAUUGUGAUUCAACGUUGGAACAAAAAAAAGACAAUCAGCGUAAUCGUCGUAGUACUACGAACACGAACGUAAAUUAUAAUACUAUUGCAACUACAUCUCAUUCGAAUACUACAAACACUACUAUGACAGCGACUAUGAUUAAUCGUGACGGUUCGUCUUUCGUAUCGACUUCGCCUUUAUCUUAUUCAAAUCUCGGCUCACAAUCAAAACGAAAAAGUCGAAAACCCGUUAAAAUCGUCAACAGUAGUCGUGAUCAAUCACAAUUAAUUGUUGAAAAUAAUUCAAUAGAGAAACAUUUAGUUGACGAAUCUUCAAUCGGUUAUAUCGAUGAAGAUGAAGAAACGGUGAAUAUACUAUCGAAAUCAAAUGAACAAUCACAUUCCAAAGACAAUACUUCUAUUGAUAUUAAUAAUGAUGACGAUAAUAAUAAUUCAAUGAACGAGAUAAAACAAGAAAUUAAUAAUUCAACUACAUCUUUAAAUGAAGAACGAACAAAUUCCACAAAUAGUGUUGCAAAGGACUCCGCUGAAAUAAGUAUUGAGCAAAGUAUUAUAGAAUUACAAACACCAGUUAUUGCGUCAGAAACAAAUCGACCAUCAUCACCGAUGUCAAAUUUGUUAUUUCCAAGUGGACGUUCAACCGAAAAUGAGCCAUUUGUUACUGUUACACACCGUCGACGAACAACAAAGGAUCGUCGAACAAUCAGUUCUCAUGAGAAUAAUAAUAAUAGUCAAACCAUCCCACAAGCACCACCUCUAAUUCGUACACCACGUUAUCCGUUGAUAAAUUCUUCUUCCAUUGAAAAACAGCGUAAUAUUUCUAAUAUAAAGACAAAAAAUGAACAAUCGAAACAGCAACAACAAUCGACAAAUAAAAAUAUAAUUGAAGAUAAACAACCGAGUGAAUUAAAACAAAAUGAUCCAUUACAAUUAGUAACAUCUGCAAAACUAACAUUUCCAGAGCCGACUCUUCUUCCGUCACCUUCAACAGAGCCACAAUCACCCACUACUACCGCUAAUAAUAAUAGUGAAAUAAAUGUUUCUCCACUCGUUCCUGGUUUAUCAUCUCAAUCUUCUUCAUCGACAUCAUCCUCAUCACCAUUAAUGAAAAAACCGUCAAAAUCAACAGAAAAUAGUCUGUCAAAACAGCCACCACCGCCUGUCGUAUUCUUAAACAGUGCUGGACAACAAAUUUUAGAUGAUAUUGCAUUGUCAACACAACUAAAUGGUUUAACAUUCGGUUUUCAUGAAGAUGUUAUGUCUUCUAGUGAUGAUAAGACAUCGAAAAUACAAGUCGAACAAAUGAAUGCAUUCACUAUUGACCAACAAAAAGUGAGCAGAAGACAAAAGAAAAAAUUGUUGUAA